GGUCCGCAGUGCCCACUGUUCACUGAUCCCUGUACCCACUCACUUUACCCUUCGAUAAAGACUAUUGCUCUGUUCCCACUGUUUCUCUGGUCCUCUGUACUCACUGGUCCGCUGUGGCCAUUGUUCACUGAUCCUCUGUACCCACUCACUUUACCCUUCUGCUAUAUCUAUCAGUUAAUUAUUAGUUAUUUCAGAACCCGGUAUAUGAGAGUUGAACGGCUACGAAAACCUUGGUAGUAACCGCAAGGUAUUCUGGUUAGUAUAGUUGUGCAAUGAUGCACGAAACCUAGAAAAAAAAUAUGUCUCGUUUUGUUAGGCAACUUUUUAGGACACCCCUUAUCAUACGAUGUGGGCUAUUAAGCCCGAUGUCGACGGCAGUUGAAGCUGCGAAUAUCACAGCUUCCAGAUUUCUUGUCCAGAAACUCGAGAAGAAAGCAGAAGGUGGUAUGCUACACGUAACAUGGAAUAACAACUCCAUGAAUCGCUAUCCUUUUGCGUACCUCCGCGAUAACUGCCAGUGCUCGGAGUGCUUCCACGAAUCCGCCUACCAGCGAUCAUUUGACACUGUGGGCAAGUUAGAUCCGAAAAUUUUACCGGAGAACUACGACGUGAGGUUAGAUGGGAAAGAGAUAGUCAUUGCGUGGCCCGACGGACACGUUAGUGUAUUUGACUCAGACUGGCUGCACUCUCGUCGACUGGUCGACGCGAAGGAUGAUCCAAGCAGCGUUAUGCUCCCUAAUCUUAAUAAGGAAGGGGUAAAGUUUUGGAAUGCUGAAACAAUGCAGGGAAAAGUUCCUAAGCUCGAUUUUAAGGACCUCAUGGAGGACGAUGGUGCACUUUUCGAUUGGCUCAAAAUCCUACACAGUGUGGGAAUUGCUUUGGUGGUUAACACCCCUCUGGAGGUGGAACAAGCAGAAAAACUCUGUGAUAGGGUUGGAUAUUUUAAGACAACUCACUAUGGGCAUUAUUUUGAUGUGAAAGCAAAAUAUGAAGCAAAUAACUUGGCAUAUACUUCAAACUUUUUGCCACUGCAUACUGACCUGCCUUACUAUGACUAUAUACCAGGGGUUCAGAUGUUGCACUGCAUUGAACAAGCCACUGGUACAGGCGGAGCAAACCAGUUUGUGGAUGGCUUCUUCGUUUCACAGGAGCUGCGAAAUAAAGAUCGCAAAAAGUUCGAUAUCCUGACAAAGACGCGAAUCCAGUUUGUUGACAUUGGAAAGGACAUGUUUGGAGAUUUUUACUACAAAUUUGCUCGACACAUGAUUGAGUUGGACAAGAACGGCCAAAUUGUGCGUUUUGCCUUCAGCAACCAUGCGCGAGACUCUGUCGUGCUCAACUCCACCCCUGAGGAGACUGUUCAACUUUACGAAGCUUAUCUUACUUUGGGCAAGAUGUUAAGAGAACCGGCCAAUCAAAUAGAGCACAAAAUGGUUCCCGGGGAUAUGAUCACCUUCAACAACAGUCGCGUGUUGCAUGGGAGAUCGGCGUUUACUGUCCAAGGGGGACAAAGUCGGUUCCUUCGCGGCAUCUACUUGGAUUGGGAUAUUAUGUAUUCUCGUAUGAGAGUGCUGGCGAAAAAGCUGAACAUUCCGCUAUCGUACUAAAGCAUACUACAUCUUCUUGGAGGUAAAACACACAUGAAUGGCCCUUGAAACAUGAUCGAGGUGAACAGAAAAAGGAAAUAAACUCAUUUCGAUUAUUUACGGGAUUUUUAGGUAAUAACUCAUGUUUCGAUAUGAAAUAUUAUUAGGAAAUAUUUCAACAUACUUCGCUGAAGUCGACACACUGAAUGCAUGUGGCUUUUCGUGAAUUCCGUACAAGAAAUGUUAGUCGGACCGGAAGCUGUUUUUCCGUGUAGAGAUGUAAAAUUAUAUUUAGUCCUGGUUUGGUUUGUAAUGGGGGUAGAAUGCAUCGUGUCAUAUAUAUAGCGGGAUCAGGAGGUUGUAAGAACUUAUGCUUAGCCAGAACGUAUCCGGUUUGAUUGGCUUUAGAAUGGGGUAGAAUGCAUUUUGAUAUAAAUAUGGCGAGUCAGAGCUGGAAGAAAUGGUGCUGAACGAGGAAUUUAAGUUUAGUCCUGGUUUGAUUUGGUUUAUAAUGGAUUGAAGGCACCUGUGAUGUGGUUUACAGCCUUCGGCAUGUACUAAAAUUAAGAAUACUGGGACACAGUAAGAGAGGAAUACUGGAAUACCGGAACAUCAGAACACACCGGAACACGCCAGAACAUCGGAACACACCCGAACACGCCAGAACACACCAAAUGAUAGACACCUAUUUGUAGCAAAAAAACAGAAACACAACCGGGGAUCAAGUAAUUGCCGUAGAUCACAAUUGCAAACGACAUAGUUAUACAGUCAUUUCUUCACUAACAGACACCCUCGUAAUCGGGUAGUUUUUUCCAUUCCCAUUUUUAAAUCCGAUCUAUAUAUACUCAGUAUUUAUUUAUUUAUUUAUUCCCGUAAGUGGACGGUAACUCGCAAGCGGAUGCGGACACUUAAAGUGAAAAUUGGAUUUUUCUUUGUUUACGCUCUCUCGUUAGCGGACACCCAUGAUAAUUGAUUCUUGGAAAUAAAAUUUGUCUUGAAUUUGAAAA
Pocillopora damicornis (cauliflower coral) is the source of this 2593-nucleotide messenger RNA. RefSeq names its product gamma-butyrobetaine dioxygenase. Gene Ontology annotation, cellular component: mitochondrion. Lineage: Eukaryota; Metazoa; Cnidaria; Anthozoa; Scleractinia; Pocilloporidae. Gene Ontology annotation, biological process: carnitine biosynthetic process. Gene Ontology annotation, molecular function: oxidoreductase activity. The record is from RefSeq and is a predicted model, not a curated record.